AUGACGAGAAACGCGCCCGCCCUGCGUAAGGCGGCUUCGAAUGCUGACCUCUAUUCGGACCCGUCACCGCCCCGCCCGCUGCGCCCUUCAUCCUCUGUUGUACUAGGACGCGCACAUACGACCGCGGCUCUGACACACAGGCAGCGCCUGGAUAGAAAUGUUUCGACGCGAGCAUGGAGGGGCCGAGAGGAAGUACCAGAUCUUAGCCACCGCCACAGCGUCGCAGGGGCAUACCCCGACUUGAUCGAUGUUUACGACGACUAUCCACAGCCAGCGAGGCCCCAGAACCCGCCGCCUGUACCCCCCAAGAUCCCAGAGGUGCCUGCUGAGCCGGUCCAGCCGGUCCAGCAGGUCCAGCCGGAAAUCCAGGCUCCUCGUCCUGUGCCGUCUCACUGUUGGAUCCCAGUUCCUGCGCGUACCAAGGAGGAUCCAGCGCGCUACACCAAGCCCUUUACCGACUACAUUACGAACAACCCUACCAUCUUCCACGCUGUCGACGCUGUUGCCCAGGACCUCGAAAAGGACGGAUACAAGAAGCUGUCUGAGCGGGAUGCAUGGGAUCUGCAGGCCGGAGGCAAAUACUACGUCGAGCGCAACGGCACAUCGCUCAUUGCUUUUGCCAUCGGAGACAAGUAUGCAUCCGGAAACGGAGCAGCAAUCGUCGCAGGACACAUUGACGCCUUGACGGCAAAGCUCAAACCCAUUCCCAAGCUGCGCACCAAGGCCGGCUAUGUGCAGCUCGGCGUUGCGCCGUACGCUGGCGCACUGAGCGAUACCUGGUGGGAUCGCGACCUUGGUAUCGGCGGCAGGGUGCUCGUCAGGGAAGGCGAUAAGAUUGUCACCAAGCUGGUCAAGCUGGACUGGCCCAUUGCCAAAAUACCGACUUUGGCGCCGCACUUUGGCUCUGCUGCCAACGGCCCCUUCAACAAGGAAACACAGAUGGUACCGAUUAUCGGUCUGGACAACAGCGAUCUGGCUUCUUCUUCAUCAGGCGAGACGGGAGAAGAGUUCAAGGCCAGCGUGCUGGGCGGAGAGGGCACCUUUGUCUCUACCCAGCCCGACAGACUCGUCAAGGCCAUCUCGAACGAGCUUGGCAUCACCAACUAUUCAAGCAUCGUAAACUGGGAACUCGAGCUCUUCGACACGCAGCCCGCACGCACCGGCGGCCUCGAUAAAGAGUUCAUUUUCGCCGGCCGCAUCGACGACAAGCUGUGUUCAUGGGCGGCCGUCCAAGCACUACUCAACUCUGCGCCCACGCUCGCAGCUUCAUCGCAGAUCCGCAUGGUGGCCCUCUUCGACGACGAGGAAGUCGGAUCUCUGCUGCGCCAGGGUGCCCACGGCAACUUCCUACCCAGCGUCAUGGAGCGCAUAGCCGAGGAAUUCGCGCCCAGCGGCAAAACCAGCAGCACCCUCAGCAGAACCUAUGCAAACUCGUUCCUCGUCUCCAGCGACGUCAUCCACGCCGUCAACCCCAAUUUCCUAAAUGCAUACCUUGAAAAUCACUCGCCGCGCCUCAAUGUCGGGCCCGCUGUCUCCGCUGACUCGAAUGCCCACAUGACGACGGAUGCCGUCUCUACGGCUAUCCUGCAGCGCUGCGUCGACCGCGACGUGGGCAUGCGCAAGAUGGAUCCCAAGCUGCAGGUGUUCCAGAUUCGGAACGACAGCCGCAGCGGAGGCACCGUGGGACCUAUGCUGAGUGCUGCGACGGGCAUCCGGGCUAUUGACUGCGGUAUCCCGCAGUUGAGCAUGCAUAGCAUCCGGGCGACGACGGGCAGCUUGGAUCCAGGACUGGGUGUGUUUACCUUCCAGAGCUUCUUGGAGAACUUUGAGAGCGUCGACAAGGAGUUUAGAUGA
Molecule: messenger RNA, 1854 nt
Organism: Exserohilum turcica Et28A
Lineage: Eukaryota; Fungi; Ascomycota; Dothideomycetes; Pleosporales; Pleosporaceae
Exons: 2
Coding region: 1-1854 (617 amino acids)
Biological process (GO): proteolysis
Cellular component (GO): fungal-type vacuole
Molecular function (GO): zinc ion binding; metalloaminopeptidase activity
Source: RefSeq, a predicted model, not a curated record